AUGUUCUCAAACAUAGUCACUGCCGCCAAGGGACUCUUCACACGUGAAGAGUCUCAAGAAAAUCUGGAAAAUUCUGCUGGCUCAAACAUGGCGACUGCCAGACACGAAGCUGCGGAGCAGGCCCCCGAUGUGCCGAAGACGAAUGAUACUGCCAAUCAAGGGAAGCGUAAGGCGCAGCCAGCCAAAGCUGAAAAGAUUAGUACCCAAAAGAGCAAGCGACAAAAAAAAAAUAGCAUAGAAGCUGCAGAUGACGAGGACAAACCAGCAUCCAAUAGCAAGCUUAUUCGUUUUGGAAGUGAAGAGCCUGCAGUACCAACUACUCAGCCUGAAGUUACACCUGCUGUGAUAGUCGAUUCCGAUGACUCAGAAGAUGACAGCGAUGAUGAUGCGCCUGAGAUGAUUAACAACGCUUCUGAGCUCCUCAAGAUGAAGGAGCAGGCCAAAAAACAAGAAAAUAUUAAGAAAUUAGAGGAACAAUUGAUGAAGGAAAAACGAAGAAAGCUGGAUGAGCGCCGCAAACUUCAAGCGAAGUCAACGAAGAAGGAUGUUCCUGUUAUCAGCGAUGACCUCCUCUCUGUCAGCACCGCCACUCUGCAAGGAUCAUCCACACAAGAGACACGAAGACGGGCUCUCCCUGCACUGCUUCCCGAUGACAUUUUGAACGCCGAACCGGCUGCCCGCCCCCUCACACCCCCAGUAGACGAUCCUUUUGCUACCUCGAAAAAGUCGACCAAGCUGCUUUUCCUUGAAAAGUCGGAUAAAGCACCCAAGGAUGUGCAAGUUGGUGAUGUUACUAUUCGUGUACUUGAUGCAUCAUCCAAAAAGCAAAAUUCGAAGCCGGUCUUGGCCCCCAAGGCUUCCAAGUCAGGAAAGAAUGUGAAGGAUACAUGGCUUAAGGGACAGCGAAGUACGGGACAUGUGAACGGACUACGAAGAACAGCAGGUGGUACUUCUGGAUUUGUACGCCGGUGA
Penicillium taxi is the source of this 972-nucleotide messenger RNA. RefSeq lists its product as uncharacterized. The record is from RefSeq and is a predicted model, not a curated record. The coding region runs from base 1 to 972 and encodes 323 amino acids. NCBI's taxonomy places the organism in Eukaryota, Fungi, Ascomycota, Eurotiomycetes, Eurotiales, Aspergillaceae. Gene Ontology annotation, biological process: rRNA processing. The transcript is spliced from 2 exons. Gene Ontology annotation, molecular function: snoRNA binding.